CCUCAAUAGACAAUUAUAGAUUAAGAGCGACGUAUCCGACUACGUAAUCGGAGGAUAAUUAUGAUGACGAGAUAAGAAUAGAAAAUUGAUACCGAUGUGCCAGCCACCUCUCUUACACUCGUUUACAAAAUCUCUAGCCUCUAUGAAUUGCUUCGGCCAUGUGAAUUACAAUUUCGUUAUAAAUGGAGAGUGCAGUAACUUACUGGCAAAAGGGACACUGAAUCACAAUUCAUAAAUCAAGUCCCUUGUCAGGCCAACCUGGAGAUUGUCGAUCGUACGUCUUUAGCGGGUCCCUGCCCAAAUCUUAUUUUCUAGGCUGGAAACUUUGCUUGGAAUGCGCCGUGCUGAUGCCCGGAAACAACCUGCAACUCAACCCAAUAUCGUGAAACAGACGUGCACAUUAAACAAAAACGAUGCCGAGAGAUCCGCUCGUAGGAUUAGUUGGGAAGCCCUCGGCUGGAAAAUCCACAACCUUGAACUCUUUAACCGACGCGUCGUCAAAAGUUGGCAAUUUCCCCUUUACCACUAUCGAUCCCCAGCGCGCCAUCGGCUAUCUCCAGAUCGAUUGCGCCUGCGCCCGCUUCAACCUGCAGGAUAAAUGCAAACCGAACUACGGCGCAUGUGUGGACGGCAAACGUUCAGUGCCGAUAGAGCUCCUGGACGUUGCCGGUCUCGUCCCUGGCGCCCACGAGGGCAAAGGUCUGGGAAAUAAGUUCUUGGAUGAUCUACGACACGCCGACGCGCUCGUCCACGUCGUGGACGCGAGCGGGAAGACAAACGCUGAGGGCGAGAACACACGAGGCUACGACCCUUCACAGGACAUAGCAUGGCUGCGCGGCGAGAUCGUGGCCUGGAUCAAGGGCAAUCUGUGGCAAAAGUGGGGGUCGAUAAGGCGACGACACAUGGCAAUUAAAGCGACAGCCGUCGAGACGUUGCAGGGGCAAUUCUCGGGAUACGGAAGUACAGCGAGUGUGGUGGCCCGGACACUGGAUAAGUUGGCCCUGAAGGAAGGCUUAGAACACUGGAGCGAGGAGACGGUAGACCGGGUCGUGGGCGCCUUCACCGACGAAAAGUUCCCGACCGUCAUUGCGCUGAACAAGAUUGACGACGCUGACGCGUAUACGAAUUUGAUGAAGAUCACCCGGCUAUACAAGAACAGCCCCGUGGUUCCGUGUUCAGCCAAGGCCGAGCUGUUCCUACGAAAGAUGGCGAAGCAGGGUUACGUACAGUACACAGAAGGAGGCGACUCCGUGUGGACGAGACAGGACCUCAUAGACGACGGCGAUCCUGAUGGCGGGGGCCUGAAGGAACUGGAUGAGAAGAACAAGGAGACCAUUGAAGAGUACAAGGACAUGAUCCUGUACCGAUACAACUCCACGGGUGUUGUUCAAGUUCUUUCAAAAGCCGCCGAGAUUCUUGGUCUUGUCCCGGUAUUCCCUGUACGAAGUACUGCCACAUUCAACUCCGGGUCGGACACCAAAGCUGUUUUUAGAGAUUGUGUGUUGGUCAAGAAAAACACUACGGUGCGCGAUGCAGCAAGAAAAGUCUUUGGCGAUGCACCACUGGCCUAUGUGGAAGGGGUUGGUGGUACUCGAGUCUCCGAAGACGACAUUAUUUCGGUCGGCAAGCACGAUAUUUUGUCGUUCAAGAUUGGUCGAGCUUAGACAAAAAAAAACUUGAUUCCUAGAGUCC
Molecule: messenger RNA, 1692 nt
Organism: Pseudomassariella vexata
Lineage: Eukaryota; Fungi; Ascomycota; Sordariomycetes; Amphisphaeriales; Pseudomassariaceae
Product: P-loop containing nucleoside triphosphate hydrolase protein
Exons: 4
Coding region: 414-1664 (416 amino acids)
Cellular component (GO): cytoplasm
Molecular function (GO): ATP hydrolysis activity; GTP binding
Source: RefSeq, a predicted model, not a curated record